GGAAAGCCAGCUCAUGCACCAGGGGUAGAUCCUGGUCCCACUGUGAGGGGCCCCUCAAGCAGACCAAGCUACACAACUGUCUCCCGUAUGCAGAUGGCCUCAUUAGAUGGCCAUGCAUAUUCCACAGGUGUUGGUCUAAAGUUCAUGAGUUCCUACCAGCUUGGUUCAGUUGUCUCUGUAGAUUUCCCCAUCAUGAUCUUGACCCCCCUUGUGCCUGUAUGGACAGUUGUGAGCUGCCAUGUGGAUGCUGGGAAUUGAACCCGGGUCCGCUGGAGGAGCAGUCAGCGCUCUUAACCGCUGAGCCAUCUCUCUUUUCUAUUGCUCUGCUUUCAAUAAAGUUUCCUUGCUACUUUUACAGAUCUGUGUGGGCUGUUCAGUGUUACCACCAGAACAAGAUUGUAGGCCACAAUUCCAAGCCAUUUUGGUUGCUAAUCCUAAACUGGUAUUCUCUGAAGUAGCAACACAGCUGAAGGAAGAGGCAUUUUUUCUAAAACUGAAUUUUGACAUGAUAUGCAUCCCAGAACAAAGCAAUCCCAUUUUAUUAUUGGGAUUCAAACUUUUACCUCAAAGUGUUACUCAGUGGGGGAGCACUUAUUGGCAGGCAAGCACCAAUCCGAAUCCAACCCACCCCAGCUUAACACCACUGCCUCAAACUCAACUUCCUUUUGAGUGUAUUCUCAAGACUGAUGAGGUCCCAGCUGGGAACUGCAGCUGACAUCCCUGUGGGGGGGUAUCAUCUAGCCUGUCUAUUUUGUGGUUGAACCUGCUUGUUUUUGGGUAGAAAUCUUUUUCAAGAGACCAAUCAGCUCAGAUAGCUAGAUGCAGCUUUCUAGGUCUGGAGAAACCACUGUAUGAGCCUGCAGGAGAGAAUAGCGUGUACACAGAAAAGUAGUGAGAACCACGGACCUUCUUUCUUGAGAUUGGGUCUCACCAUGUAGUUCUGGCUGCCCUGGAACUCACUCUGUAGACCAGGUUGGCCUGGAACUCACAGAGAUCCACCUGCCUCUGCCUCCCAAGUGCUGGGUUUAAAGUCAUGCACCAAUACACCCAGCAGACUUUCUUUUUAAGACAGGGUUUCCUGUAAGGCUUUGGUCUCACUGAAAACUUGCUGUGUUUUAAGUGCUAAUUACUCUAAUUUACACUAAGUGUUCAGAAACAGUGUAUUCUAGGUCAUUUUUUUCUCUCUUGCCUUGCAGCAGGAAGUGCUCAGAUAUUGAAAACACACACACCGUCACACGUGCGAAUAAAAUGAGGAAACAGUUUGAUGGGAACUUGGAAAUCACAUGACUGUUACUGAAUCUGAGCAACAGUGGAUCUGCAACUCCUCCGACGCAACUCUUUCCUACAGUUACUGUGAUAACAUGAAAUUCCCUGUUACGAUUACUGUUGAACCGUGUAUAACAUUGAAGGGAACCAGUGGAUUUAUAUAUAUCAAGUUUAUUCCAAGGAGAGACUUAAAAAAAUUAUAUUUCAACCUCUCCAUCAAUGUCAACUCUGUAGAGGUGCCAACGCGCAAAGAAGUCAUUUGCCAUGGAUAUGAUGAUGAUUAUUCUUUUUGCAGAGCUCUGAAAGGAGAGACUGUGAAUACAGCAGUAUCAUUUUCCUUCAGGGGAAUAUUAUUUUCUAAGGGCCAGUACAGAUGUGUUGCAGAAGCCAUUGCAGGGGAUAAUGAAGAGAAGCUAUUUUGUUUGAAUUUUACUGUCAUUCACCACCCUAAUGUCAAUUAGAAUAAAUUGUGAAUAUAUAUGUAUUUAUUUUU
Messenger RNA from Peromyscus californicus insignis, 1759 nucleotides. It is a transcript of the gene Ly96, whose product is annotated as lymphocyte antigen 96. The transcript has 6 exons. The coding region runs from base 1284 to 1727 and encodes 147 amino acids. Gene Ontology annotation, molecular function: lipopolysaccharide immune receptor activity; lipopolysaccharide binding; Toll-like receptor 4 binding. Gene Ontology annotation, biological process: cellular response to lipopolysaccharide; innate immune response; positive regulation of lipopolysaccharide-mediated signaling pathway. Lineage: Eukaryota; Metazoa; Chordata; Mammalia; Rodentia; Cricetidae. The record is from RefSeq and is a predicted model, not a curated record. Gene Ontology annotation, cellular component: lipopolysaccharide receptor complex.